Messenger RNA from Sphaerodactylus townsendi, 4383 nucleotides. It is a transcript of the gene TJP1, whose product is annotated as tight junction protein 1. The transcript has 21 exons. Gene Ontology annotation, biological process: protein localization to cell-cell junction; cell-cell adhesion; positive regulation of blood-brain barrier permeability. The coding region runs from base 532 to 4383 and encodes 1283 amino acids. Lineage: Eukaryota; Metazoa; Chordata; Lepidosauria; Squamata; Sphaerodactylidae. Gene Ontology annotation, cellular component: bicellular tight junction; plasma membrane. Gene Ontology annotation, molecular function: cell adhesion molecule binding. The record is from RefSeq and is a predicted model, not a curated record.
UGGGCGCUGCCGGGCAGGCGGACAUUGGCAAGGGGGUGCUGCUGGGCGACAAGGCAGGCGUGUAGCCGCCGCCGCCGCCGCCGCCGCCGCGAGGACCAGGAGGAGCCGCGGGGCCAUUGUCCGGGCAGCGGCUGGGCUGGAGGGGCAGCCCCCCCCGCCCCUUUUGCAAGACCCCCGCCCCUUUUGCAAGACCCCCGCCCCUUUGCAAGACCCCCGCCCUUGCAAAAGUGCCCCCCGCCUCCAGCCUCGGCGCCCCUGCAAAGCCGGACUCGGUGCAAACUUGACUCUUGCAGGAGGAUGCUGGGGGCAGCCCAGUGAGAGCAGGAGGAGGAGGAGGAGGAGGAGGAGGAGGAGAAGUUUGGCGGGGAGGGUCCAGCCCUGCCUCGCCCCCCCCCCUCCCCAAAGUCCAGCCCUGCCUCCCUCCUUCCCUCCCCGCUGCCCGCCCGCCCUGCCUCCAGCCAGCCAGCCAGCCAGCCUGCCUCGGUCCUCCUCCUCCUCCUCCUCCUCCUCCGGGGACGGGAAGGAAACAAGAUGUCUGCCCGGGCUGCAGCUGCUUCCAGCAAGAGCACAACAAUGGAAGAAACAGCGAUAUGGGAACAACACACAGUGACGCUUCACAGGGGCGAGAGGGGGAAGCCACCAACUGGCCCCCGUAGCCCCCGUUUCUCUGCAACGACUAGGUCAAACACGCUGUCUCCAUGCUUCAGUAGCUUCCUAGCUGGAAACCGGCUGGAAACCGGCAUGCUUGGACUUCCUGUAUCAACACAAGAGGGGAAGCACGCUAAAAAAAUUGUCCUGAGCCACAUUUUGUCUGUGCUGUUGGUUGUACUACGGCUAGAUUCAUGUCUGGUAGCAUCUUACAGACUGAAUUAUUUCCUCAACUUUAAAUGGGGUGUGUGUAUAUGUGUGUCCGUGUUUUCUGGUUUCAGUCUCCGGAGCAGGGACGACGAGAGAAUAGCAAAGCCGGGGGCGGUCUCCACGCCCGUGAAGAACGCGGAGGACCUCCCCCUUUCAAAAUCCUUGGAAGAAUCUGUAGUGGAAAGGAACGAAAAACAAACCCCACCUCUUCCAGAACCAAAGCCUGUCUAUGCUCAGCCUGGACAGCCAGAUGUGGACUUGCCGGUCAGUCCGUCCGAUGGCCCUCUACCAAACUCAACCCACGAGGACGGCGUGCUGCGGCCAAGCAUGAAGCUUGUAAAAUUCAAAAAAGGGGACAGCGUCGGCUUGCGCUUGGCUGGCGGCAACGACGUUGGGAUCUUCGUAGCCGGCGUUCUUGAAGACAGCCCUGCUGCUAAAGAGGGCUUGGAAGAAGGGGAUCAGAUUCUCAGGGUAAAUAACGUCGACUUCACCAAUAUAAUCCGGGAGGAAGCCGUGCUGUUCCUGCUUGACCUCCCCAAAGGGGAAGAGGUAACAAUCUUGGCACAGAAGAAAAAGGACGUUUAUCGACGCAUUGUGGAGUCGGACGUGGGAGAUUCUUUCUACAUUAGAACUCACUUUGAAUACGAAAAAGAAUCUCCCUACGGGCUGAGCUUCAACAAAGGAGAGGUGUUCCGGGUGGUGGAUACGCUGUACAACGGCAAGCUCGGCUCCUGGCUGGCUAUUCGGAUAGGCAAGAAUCACAAAGAGGUGGAAAGAGGCAUCAUUCCCAACAAAAACAGAGCGGAGCAGCUAGCGAGCGUUCAGUACACGCUUCCAAAGACGGCCGGCGGGGACCGCGCCGAUUUCUGGAGGUUCAGAGGCCUGCGCAGUUCCAAGAGAAAUCUCCGGAAAAGCAGAGAGGAUCUUUCUGCCCAGCCGGUGCAGACCAAGUUCCCUGCCUACGAGAGAGUCGUCCUUCGAGAAGCUGGAUUUCUCAGGCCGGUGACCAUCUUUGGACCAAUUGCAGAUGUGGCGCGGGAGAAGCUGGCGAGAGAAGAACCCGACGUCUACCAGAUUGCGAAAAGCGAACCGAGGGAUGCCGGGACGGACCAACGUAGUUCUGGCAUUAUCCGCCUUCAUACAAUAAAACAGAUAAUUGACCGAGACAAACACGCCUUGUUAGACGUCACUCCCAACGCGGUGGACCGUUUGAAUUACGCACAGUGGUAUCCCAUCGUGGUGUUCUUGAACCCGGAUUCCAAGCAGGGCGUCAAGACCAUGAGAAUGAGGCUAUGUCCCGAAUCCCGGAAAAGUGCCAGAAAACUAUACGAGCGGGCCCACAAGCUACGGAAAAACAACCAUCACCUCUUCACAGCUACGAUUAACUUGAAUUCCAUGAAUGACGGCUGGUAUGGUGCUCUCAAGGAAGCCGUGCAGCAGCAGCAGAAUCAGCUAGUGUGGGUUUCGGAAGGAAAGGCAGACGGGGCUACAAGCGACGACCUCGACCUCCACGACGACCGCCUGUCCUACCUGUCAGCUCCGGGCAGCGAGUACUCCAUGUACAGCACAGACAGUCGGCAUACUUCUGACUACGAGGACACCGACACAGAGGGCGGGGCCUACACCGACCAGGAGCUAGACGAGACGCUCAACGACGAGGCGGGGACUCCUCCUGAAUCGGCCAUCACGCGGUCCUCCGAACCUGUCAGAGAAGACACGUCGGGAAUGCACCACGAGAACCCCACGUACCCUCCGUUCUUACCGCCCGCUCAGCCGCAACCGAAUCACCGGAUAGAGUCCCCUGGGUUUAAGGCGGCCGUCGCUCAGCCGAAAACGGAAGCCUUCCCUCCAGCCCCCUACCUUUCCCCGUCGCCAGAAUCGAACCCCGUGGCUUCCUCAACUUCUGCAGUCCGCCCCAGUCUGAGCCUCACUAAUGUCAGACUGGAGGAGCCGGGCUUGGCUCCGUACAACUCUUUCCAGUCGCAAGCCGGCCCUCUCAGAACGCCCAGCACUGAGGUGCCGCAUUUAAUGCUCAGAGAUCCAGACCUGCCGUCCAUGCCACCGCACAUAGACCCAGCAAAGAUGUACAGGAAAGAUCCCUACAUCAACGAAGAGCCGUACCUCAAUGAGGACCCACCUCGCCAGAACUACGGCUUGAAGCCGCCAGCUCACGGCCACUUGACCCAAAGGCCGGAGAAGGAAUCCAACCUGACCUACGAGCCGCAAGGCCAGUACCCAGACAAACAGCCCAGCAGAGAUUACGAGCCCUUGGCAUACAGGUAUGAAUCCACAAACUACGUGGAUCAGCUCCCUCGCGGCUACGACCCCCGUCUUCACUACGAGGAAAGCGUGCCUCCGUACGACGACCACUGGACCUAUUACGACGAGAAGCAGCCCUACCAGCCGAGACCACCUUACGACAACCAACCUUCGAGAGACUUUGAUCCCCGGCAAAACGCAGAAGAGAGCACAGACCGCAGAUCCUAUUUCUCAGCACAACCUCGCUUCGAAGAGCCGCCUCCCGUAGCGGCGUACGACAGCAGGUCUCGCUAUGAGCACGGCUCUAAAAACUUUGGCCUCUCGCAGCUGAGAUACGAGGAGCAGCCCGCUGCUGGUUACGAGGUUCACGGUAGAUACAAAGCAGAGACUCCAGCCUACGCCUCCACGGUGCCCAGGUCGCCUGAACCCAAGCAUUACUUUGAGUCGCAGCCCAGAGGCUACGAGCCGGGCCUGCCGCAAGUGUUCCCCACUAAACUCGGACAGUACGAACCUUCCCACAACGCCACCGGGGCGCAUCCUCCCCUUCCGCCGCAAAGCAAACCAGAAGUUCUGCCUUCCAACAGUAAACCACUGCCUACCCAACCAGCGGAAGAAGACGAGGACCCGGCCAUGAAGCCGCAGUCUGUGCUCACGAGGGUUAAAAUGUUUGAAAACAAAAGGUCGUCGUCGCUGGAAAAAAUAAAGGACUCGAACGAUGCGCCAGUAACCAAGCAGCCGCCGGAGCUCGCGCCCAAACCUAACAUCAUCCCAGCGAGUGUUCCAAAGCCUGUCACUCAAAAUCAGUACGAACACGACAAACCAGCGUACAGGGCCCCAGAACUGCAGAGACCUCAAACGAAGCCCCCCGAGGACAUCGUCCGGGCGAACCACUACGACCCCGAGGAGGACGAGGAGUACUAUCGCAAGCAGCUCUCCUACUUCGACCGCCGGAGCUACGAGAACAAGCCGGCCGGGCCGCAAGUUCCUGCCAGCCACCACCCGGAACCUGCAAAGCCGGUCGCUCUCCACAACCAACUGAACUACACCAACUACUCUUCCAAGGGGAAGUCAAUAGACGUGGAACCUUUGGAGAGGGGCGUGGCUGAGAAGCGCUAUGAGCCGGUCCCGCAAGUGACUCCGCCUCCUCCGGCGCCCCCAGUGCAAUACACCCAACCUCAGUCCAUCAACAACCCAAUCGUGUCCCUCCAGCCCCAGCCUGCACUUCCGGAAGGUAGGAGGACCCUGUGUCUUUUUAGAACUCACUAA